Messenger RNA from Sycon ciliatum, 2547 nucleotides. RefSeq lists its product as uncharacterized. Lineage: Eukaryota; Metazoa; Porifera; Calcarea; Leucosolenida; Sycettidae. The transcript is spliced from 3 exons. The record is from RefSeq and is a predicted model, not a curated record. Bases 281 to 1774 code for a protein of 497 amino acids.
CCGUCGAUGGGAGCCCCCAUAACUUAAGGGCCAUAUCCCCAUGGCCUCCAUUUCAGAGCCAUCCCUUUGCCCAACGGGCCCUGUUGUCAAGGUGUCAAAGACGCAUGUCAUUCGACAAUGACUAGAUCAUGAUGCAGGGCAAACUGGUCCGAAUAUUGUAUAAAAUCUUACUUCGGAAGGACAUAGUUAUUGUAGUUGAGUGGCGAAUACUGUUUCAGUUGCUGCUGGAUAUUGCUGGGCAGAGCGCAUUCAGUCUAGCUCAGUUACCCUGGGUGGGAGUAUGCGUGGAAAUCGUCGAAGCCGAAGUUUGACACCGGGAAGGGGUCGAAAGAUCCUCGCCAGCAUCGCACUUCUUACCUUCAUACUGUCGUGCAGCUUGUUGGGAGCGUAUCUGAACCACGUGCGCGGCGAUGGCGAUUAUAUACAGCACGACGACGAUUACUGGUACCAUCACAUCUUCAGUAGAAUAGCUGUAGCGGUACCAACUGCUGUGAUCAUGGCAAUCUGCGCGGGAAGCUGGAAGCCUCUUCCCAUCGUGGCAGCCUUGACGACCUGCAGUCUUUUCAUUGGCUGGGGAUGCUACUACAAUGUGGCAUUUGACAAGACAGGAUACCCCGCGCGAUCCGGUGUGUUUGACUGGCUCAUUGGACGCCAGGAGCAGGACUGGUCCACUGGUAGGAUAUUUGCACACAACUUUGCUGGCAUGGCACUGCGUGGCCUUGCCUGGACUGCACCGCAAGGCUACAUACUUUUCCAUCUAGGCUAUGGCUGGCAACACGCCGUAAGUGGUGCACUGAUGAGCACUGUCUAUGCACUGGGUUAUGUCAUGCCCUCGGCUGGUCACAUGACCAAGGGUACAAACUGGAGCGAGUACAUCUGGGGUUACUGGAUAUGGGCGGUUGGAAUUUCUGCAUCGCUGGCUAGUCUCAUGGAGCAACUCAAGGAGAAGUAUCACAAGGGUCCCAGUAAACAGACAAGCUCGUAUCUGUCAGUGUACAUUAUGAACCGAAGCCUAGCUAUCCUAUUUGAAGUGUGGUGUGCAGCGCUAAGCCUGGUCUUCAUUUGUUCCACAAUCUGGUAUUCAUUCGUACAGCAGAAAGAUGUUCGGAACAAGGGCCAGACCUUCUUUGGCAUGUUUACAGUUUCGACGUCAAUGUUUGUGGCACAGAUGUUGGUGUAUGCAUCAAUUUGGCUGACACGGCAAAAAGAUAUUGAUUUGACAUAUGAAUUGCGCACUGUGGCAAUUCUGUGCCGAAGUCCACUGAUCCUGCGCAACCGGGUAUACUUCUCAACGCGCCGCUUCAUACGCAGUGUGGCUGCGGCAUCCAGAGACCGGGAUGCAGUAGGCGGCAGUGAUGCAGGUGCACCGUACAGCAAUGGCAUAUCAAGAGGCACAUCACCAAAUGCUGAGCAACACCGAACUCUGCCAUUUGAGUCCAGCGCGGUUAGUUCUAGCAGCCGCCCGGCUCCUGCGGAGACUUUCGAAGCUGAUGAUUCUGACUCUAGUGAAGGCGGUGAAAUAGACUGGGAUGAAGCAUUUUCAACAGACACAGCCGGGUCGCCACAUGUUCAGUACAUCAUCCAGGUUGUACCGUACAAGGUCUGGUUACUCGCUGAUGAGUUCCUGUUUACCUCGCUACCAGCAGUGCUUAGUCUUGUACUUGGUGUGAUCUCCUUGCUGGCAUGUCUCAUAACUGGGUCUCUUGUCAUUGUGGCUGCUUUCUGGAAUCUUACAGCACCGAGGUUCCUGGACGUCUGUGAAUGUUCCCAAUAGCAUACAAGACAGCCUAGCAAUAUAUUCUUGAGCACUUUGUUUGGUUGAGAAAACUGAUGUUGCGAUAUGUUUCACAACAAAGAGAGAUCAUUGGAAAAUUAUUAUUCAACUCCGAGUUUCACGUGUGCACAAUCAUCAGGCAGUAGCGGACCCUGCUUGCUCACAUCGCGAUACAUGCACACGUUCAUGUAUUGACAAUGUUAUGGUGUGCUGUGUGCUGUGUGUGUGUGUGCGCGCGCGCGCUUGUGUGUGUACACAUGUGUGUGUGUGUGUGUGUGUGUGUGUGUGUGUGUGUGUGUGUGUGUGUGUGUGUGUGUGUGUGUGUGUGUGUGUGUGUGUGUACUGUGCAUAUGUCACUGUUAGAUUAUAUUCAUGCACCGCUCGUUUUUUCUUGAUCCUUGACCGAUGUUGACCUUCAAUUUUUUUACUCAAGCUUACCGCUCUCACAUCAGCGUUUCCAAGUUGAAUGACCAUACUUGUACUUGAAAAGCCUCUUGUACGGGCAAAGCAAAUGACCAUACUUAUACUUGUACUUUUACUUAUGCAUUCGGUGUUUUGUGAUGGUUUUGUGUGUCCUGAAGAGUGCAUCUACUAUUACUGCCAUUGCACUUUCCAAUGACAAUGUUCAUAUCUUAGCCCCAUGCCCGAUUACAGUAUUUCGUAGGAGCAGUAUUAUUUUCACACACACAGGCAUAAUACUCCCCAAGUCAGAUUCUCUUGAACUUGUUCUCUUAGUUCCCACGCUGUUCAAUGAACAAUGUUGUAUUGACCAA